Molecule: messenger RNA, 1232 nt
Organism: Saccostrea cuccullata (small rock oyster)
Lineage: Eukaryota; Metazoa; Mollusca; Bivalvia; Ostreida; Ostreidae
Exons: 4
Coding region: 40-471 (143 amino acids)
Source: RefSeq, a predicted model, not a curated record
AGACGAGAAGUCAAGGUCUGCGCGGUAACUUUGGUUGAGAUGGUGAAACCAAAGUACAGACGCCAUGGGUUCGUCUCGAAAAAGCAGAAGGAGAGAUAUGAUAAAGUAUCUGCAGGGCAAUUGACUCGAUGGAUUAGGGGAGCUAUCCUUACAGACCACAAUUACUCCGCCAGUGCAACCCCUGUCAGCGUUGAUCACGAUCACGAAUUGCCAAAUUUGAAUAUACUGGAAAGAGAGGAGGUGGUUGAUGGGGAAGAAGUGACUACAUCUGAGGAUUGGAAGGAGGGGAGGAGAGUAGUAGAACUUGGAGUGUUAGCUGAGGGCUUGCGGGGAUGUUGUAAAUGUGGCUUACCAUUACAACUUUCACACACUAUUUCUGUGUUGACAUAUGGUUUAGCUUCUUUGUUAAAGAAUUCAAAGUAUUUCUACAAAAGAAACAAGGGAAGGCAUCAGUUAUUUAACAGGAUGUGAUCUCCAGCAGGCCUCUGACAUCGUUGAAAUUCCAGCUCCAAAAACAAUUCCAAAGUAUGAUCAUCUCCCUUCAAGUCAGCUGUUAAAUGCUGAAGAGAUCUAUUUUGAUUUGGAAACUACUGGACUCGCAAGGGAUUCUCAUAUUGUGCAGUUGUCUGCAGUUAGAAAUGAUGAGGUUUUCAACAAAUACAUCAUUCCAGAAAAACCAAUGUCCUCAAAAGCUACAGAAAUUACUGGAAUAAAAGUAGUCAACAAUAAAAUGUACCACAAUGAUGAGGAAGUUGAGACAGUCAGCAUUAAGGAUGCACUGAUCCAGUUUAUCGACUUCAUAAAGAAAUCGGAGUCAGAUGCUGUUCUAGUUGGACACAACUCCAAAGUGUUUGACCUUCCUGUGCUGUUCAACAUUUUGAGUAAAUUAAACAUUUUGGAGGCAUUCUCAUCUGCAGUCAUUGGUUUCAUUGAUACCUUACCUCUUUUCAAAAUUUCGCAUCCAAACUUUUCAUCAUACUCACAGUUACACCUCUUCGAAGAAAUUCUACAAGACAAAUACAGUGCGCAUGACUCAUUACAGGAUGUCUUAGCCUUGAAGAGAUUGUUGGACCAUACAGGACCUUCCCCUGAAGUCAAACUUGCUGCAUCUUUCACUUCAAACUCUGCCUUUGCCAUAUUCCAUCACAAGAACACAACAAAAAGUCUAAUGAGCACACUAAAGCCUUUAUUGGACCAAAAGGUGAUUUCGAAUGGAAUGGGAAAUAAGAUUG